Trichomycterus rosablanca is the source of this 2561-nucleotide messenger RNA. It is a transcript of the gene txndc5, whose product is annotated as thioredoxin domain containing 5. Lineage: Eukaryota; Metazoa; Chordata; Actinopteri; Siluriformes; Trichomycteridae. Gene Ontology annotation, cellular component: endoplasmic reticulum. The record is from RefSeq and is a predicted model, not a curated record. Gene Ontology annotation, molecular function: protein disulfide isomerase activity. The transcript has 10 exons. Gene Ontology annotation, biological process: protein folding. The coding region runs from base 10 to 1242 and encodes 410 amino acids.
UAUGCUAUCAUGUUUACCUCAGCACUGAUUAAAUGCGCUCUUUUUACUGCUUUUUUCGUAAAUACAAUAUUGUGUGAUAAUGAGACUGAAGAAGACGAACAUGCUUUACAUACUUAUUCUGUGGAAAUGUUUAACAACGCCAUUCCGACUGCUCCACACUUCGUGAUGUUCUUCGCUCCUUGGUGUGGUCAUUGCAAGAGGCUGCAGGGGACCUGGAAUGAGCUGGCAGAUAAAUACAACAGUAUGGAAUCUCCACCUGCCUAUGUGGUCAAAAUCGACUGCACUAAAGACACAAAGUUUUGCUCAGGUCAUGGUGUUCGUGGAUACCCAACUUUAAAGCUAUUUAAACCUGAGCAGGAGUCUGUGAAGUAUCAGGGCCCAAGAGACCUGAAUUCUUUGGAGACCUGGAUGCUUAAAACUCUCCAGGAGGAGCCAGAGGAACCACAGAGUGAACCAGAACCUCCCAAAGUGCCAGAACCCAAGCAUGGCCUGUAUGAGCUUACUGCUUCCAACUUUAAAAGUCAUAUUUCCACAGGCUCUCACUUUGUGAAAUUCUUUGCGCCAUGGUGUGGCCACUGCAAAGCUAUGGCUCCUACAUGGGAGCAGCUAGCUACCACCUUCGAACACUCAGACUUGGUCAAGGUUGCCAAGUUGGACUGCACUCAGCAUUACGAGAUCUGUUCAGAAAAUCAAGUGCGUGGAUACCCUACUCUGCUCUUCUUCACUAAUGGAGAAAAGGUAGAUCAGUACAGGGGAAAACGUGAUCUGGAGUCCUUUAAAGAAUUCGUUGAUAACCAGUUAGCAGCGAUUGCUGCCAAGGAUAAACCUGCUGCUGAGGAUAAACCUGCUGCUGAGGAUGUAAGAGCCAAUGAAAUACCACAGAACACAGAGCCUGAUAAGGAAGAGUCCUCUGUUGUGGUUCUUACUGAAAGCAAUUUUGAUGAUGUUGUUUCUAAGGGUUUAGCAUUCAUCAAGUUUUAUGCUCCAUGGUGUGGUCACUGUAAGAACCUGGCUCCUGCUUGGGAGGACCUAGCCAAGAAGGACUUUCCAGGCCUUACUGAUGUCAAGAUUGCUAAAGUAGACUGCACUGUUGAGCGAACACUUUGUGAGAGAUUCUCAGUGCGCGGAUACCCAUCUCUAUUCAUAUUCCGGGCGGGCCAGCAGGGUGACGAGUAUAACGGUGCUCGGGACUUGGAAAGCCUGCACAGCUUUGUUAUGAAGCAGGCCAGAGAUGAGCUGUAGCUCCACGUACGUCACGCCCUGUUCGGAUACAAACAUGAUCUUGUUUUCGACACGGCAAGAAUGUAUUUUCAUUACUGAAAACGGCAGAAAUUUACACAACUUCCAUUUGCUGAUGUCCAUGUCAUGUUAUUAUUACCAGUGAGAAGAAAGGUACUGUUGAUUGACUACAAGUUUUCCAGUAAUAGAAGUACAGUGCUGCGGAAAAAAAUAUCACCAGAUUUCUUUUAUUUUUGCUAAUUUAUCACGUACAAAUGUUUCAGAUCUUCCACCUAAUUUUAAUAUAAGAUAAAGACACGAGUAAACACAAAAUACAGCUUUUAAAUCAUCGUUCCAUUUAUUGAAGAUAACGAUUUAAUUAAAACCUGUAUCACUCAUGUGAAAAGUGAUUGCUUUCCUAAACCUUAUAACUGGUUGUGCCACCUGUUAAUGGUUUUGCCAGCAUCUCAAUGGGAUUUAAGUCUAAAUUUUGAACCAACCACUUGUUACUUUUAAACCAUUCAAGAGUUUACUUGCUUGUGUGCUUUGGUUCUUUGUCCUGCUGCCUAAUCCAUCUUUAGGUCACAGACUGACAGGUGGACAUCCUCCUCCAGGAUGUUUGGGUUUUAACAAUUAUGGCAAUUCGUCCCGGUCCUGCAGAGGCAAAGCAGCCCCAGAACGUUUUAUCAUUGGCUCAUCAGUCUUGCAGAUUAUGUUGGUGUUUUUGGCCAGUGUGAGACAAGCAGUUAUGUUCUUAGUCAGUAGUGGUUUGCAUCUUGCAUCUCUCCAAUGGAUCCCAUUUUUGCCCAGUGUCUUUUUUGACUUAAUGCCAAGUAGGGAUGAAGAGCACUUUUCCCUUAAUAAAUGAUAUGAUCAUUUAAAAAGCAUUUUGUGUUUAUAUGUGUCUAAUAUUAAAAGUAGUUUGAUGUCUGAAACAAGUGUGACCAGUAUGCAGAAAUAAAAGGAAUUGGGGGCCAUUUUUUCCCCGCCAUUUUUUCCAUGCUCUCAGGGAGAACAUUUUCUUAAAUAUCAAACUGUGUUUCUCCACUCUUCCUCUAGUUAGUAAUGUUUGGGGUUUUGUGUAUUUAAAAACAGCACUUUGUUUUAAAGGCACGUUUUUCCAUUCACAUACUAUUGUCCACAAUAAUAUCUCUUCCUUUCAGUGUACCAUGCAGAUUCAUUAUUCAUUCAUUAUAGAAAUGCACAUUGUCAGAUCAUAUUGCAGUAGAGAGUAAUAUCGUCUCCCUUUUUCGGGCGGUGCCUAUGGAUUUUGUACUACUUUUUCUAAAGUGGCUUCAAAUUGUGUCACAAAUUUUGUAAUAAAAAACCAAAAAACCCUUUGA